Molecule: messenger RNA, 3199 nt
Organism: Oncorhynchus mykiss (rainbow trout)
Lineage: Eukaryota; Metazoa; Chordata; Actinopteri; Salmoniformes; Salmonidae
Product: aquaporin-9-like
Biological process (GO): glycerol transmembrane transport; water transport
Cellular component (GO): plasma membrane; basolateral plasma membrane
Molecular function (GO): urea transmembrane transporter activity; water channel activity; glycerol channel activity
Source: RefSeq, a predicted model, not a curated record
CUCACACUACUUAUCAACUGUCUGUCCUGACAAGACUGAGACAUCAGAUGUCCGCAGGAAAUAUGGAACUUGAGGGAAAAAUAAAAAUGAAGGAGCAAUGUGCCCUGAGGAAGGACAUCAUCAAAGAGUUCCUGGCAGAAUUUCUGGGGAUAUUCGUGUUAAUACUCUUUGGAUGUGGCUCGGUGGCCCAGACAGUGCUGAGUAAGGGAGCUCUGGGAGAACCCCUGACCAUCCACAUCGGCUUCACUCUGGGUGUGAUGAUGGCCGUCUACGUGGCUGGGGGAGUGUCAGGGGCUCAUGUGAACCCAGCAGUCUCUCUGGCCAUGGUGGUCCUGGGCAAGCUGCCUAUAAAGAAGUUCCCUGUCUACGUGGCAGCACAGUUCCUGGGUGCCUUCGCUGGAUCUUGUGCUGUCUAUGGGUUGUAUUACGAUGCCUUAAUGGAACACACAGGAGGAGUUAUGCAAGUUACUGGCAUCAAUGCCACAGCUAAUAUAUGGGCAUCCUACCCUGCCAAGCACAUCUCAGUCCUUGGAGGAUUCGUAGACCAGGUGAUAGGAACAGCUGCCUUGAUCCUGUGCAUUCUGGCCAUUAUUGAUGGGAAGAACAUUGGAGCUCCUAAAGGGAUGGAGCCACUGUGCAUUGGCCUGAUCAUAAUGGCCAUCGGAGUGUCCAUGGGACUCAACUGUGGCUAUCCCAUCAACCCUGCUAGAGACCUGGGCCCAAGGCUCUUCACUGCUGUGGCCGGAUGGGGCAUGGAGGUGUUCCGUGCUGGAGGCUGCUGGUGGUGGAUCCCAGUAGCGGGGCCCAUGGUGGGAGGAGUGGUGGGAGCCGCCAUUUACUUCCUGUUCAUCGAGCUGCACCAUGCCAAGCCUGAGAAACAGGGGGAGAACAACGUCAAGGACAAAUAUGAGAUGGUCACCCUGAGUUAGACAGAGAGGCCAUGAGCACCAAUGGUACUGAGGCUUGGCAGCUUCCUACCCUUUUAACCCUCAACAGGCUAAACAUUCACUUCAAUGAGGCCACACUUGACACAACCUUCUCUGCUUGCACUAGAGUCAUUUCCUCUGUCUAAGGGACCUGUGGUCAGGUCUCAGUCUCUACACUAUCAUGAACAGGUCCGCUGAAAGAAUGCCAAUUGAGCCAAAACAUAAAAAAUGAAAAGACGUAUGUAAUGUUAAAUUCACAAUUACAAGCUGAGAUCUCAGGCAUGUUUACUAGCCCAUGACAUCAUCAUCAGGUGUUCAGACUAUCCAUUCUACUCUGAGGAUAGUUCCUGAGUACAGUGAUUUUUAAUAAUUUAUAUUGCAUCUCUUGUAUAGGGCUAUUUUUCAUUGCAGGAGGAAUUUGCCAAGUUUGAAACCGUCUCAUUAUUUUCUAUCUUUCAGGCAGAGGUGAUGGUAAAUGUUAUUAACCACAUUAAUGGCAAAUGUUAUUAACAACAUAGAAAAUAGCCAGUAACAGUUUCUGUGAUGGAAGGAAGGAAGUGUGUAUAUUUUUUGGUCAUUGAGCUAGUUUAAUGGUAUGCUCUCUGGAGUGUCUUCCCUCUUCUGCUUCACUUCAUCCAUCUAUUUGUUACAGUUAUGUGAAUCGCUCUGCCUGCUGCGACACACAGCCUCAUCACUGCAUAUGUGCUAUAGCUAACACACAUCUAUGUAUUUGUGCUUUGAAAUGCUCAUAGUCUUUUUUCCUAGCUUUUAUUUUUAGAGUGCAGAAAAAACAGACAAUGUGUGUGAAAUGAGCCUCCCACCGUUCUGUGUGUACUCUCUCUCUCUCGUUGAGCACAGAACUGUGUAUCGUGACACGGCAUCACUUCUAAAUGAUUUUUAUCUGACUUUUAUUUCCUCUUAUAACGUUCUUGCUGUCAUGUGCACACAUUUUCAUAGAAGCAUGAGUAGGGAAGCCUAGUAUCUACAGUACCUAGCAUGAGUAGGGAAGCCUAGUAUCUACAAUACCUAGCAUGAGUAGGGAAGCCUAGUAUCUACAAUACCUAGCAUGAGUAGGGAAGCCUAGUAUCUACAAUACCUAGCAUGAGUAGGGAAGCCUAGUAUCUACAAUACCUAGCAUGAGUAGGGAAGACUAGUAUCUACAGUACCUAGCAUGAGUAGGGAAGCCUAGUAUCUACAAUACCUAGCAUGAGUAGGGAAGCCUAGUAUCUACAGUACCUAGCAUGAGUAGGGAAGCCUAGUAUCUACAAUACCUAGCAUGAGUAGGGAAGCCUAGUAUCUACAGUACCUAGCAUGAGUAGGGAAGCCUAGUAUCUACAAUACCUAGCAUGGACAUGUUUUAAUAAACAAUGUACUGUAUGAAGAGUCCAAUGAGAGAUAGUUUACUCCACUGGCCAAUGGCCAUAUGGGAAUGUAUAAAAAUGGUUUGUUUAUCGUAAUUAUUACGUUAUUCCUCCAAUGAUGUGACUAGGAUUUAACCACUGAGGAACUCCUACGCUAUGACCAAUAGUGAACUGGACAAUAACAGAAUAACAUCAGUACAACUUCCAAGAAUAGAGCCCUCAGACGAAAACACUCAAAUGAACCAAGUCCUUCCAACCUAGUGAUGUUAUUUAGCCAUGGGUGGGCAGAGGAACAUGGCUGGGCAGAGGAACACAAGUUCCCUAUUCCCAGAAGAGCCCUCACCAAUGAAACACAUAGCAUUUUAUAACCUGUAUGUGGCUUACUACUGAACCAGAUAUAAUUCGUAGGGAAAAAUGUAGCUCUUUAGAAAUGAUUUUCUCUAUUAUUUUACACCUUUGUUACUUAGUGGUUUAGUUGCUGUAGUUUCUUAUUGUAGUUAGUUUUUUGUUUAAAGAAAUUGCUACAUGUACUUUGGAUGACUACAUGAUGCUAGCUUGAUUCUCCUGAGAUUCAACCUUUGACGCUAGCUUGAUUCUCCUGAGAUUCAACCUUUGGAUGACUACAUGACGCUAGCUUGAUUCUCCUGAGAUUCAACCUUUGGAUGACUACAUGACGCUAGCUUGAUUCUCCUGAGAUUCAACCUUUGGAUGACUACAUGAUGCUAGCUUGAUUCUCCUGAGAUUCAACCUUCGGAGGAGUACAAUGUUUUAUGGCUGUUGUUUUUCUGUUGCUUCACUUGACUUAAAAAAAUGAUAAAAGGCACUUUUACUCACACAAUUUUUCUCAGAUGCUAUUUGAUAAAAGUUACUUGUUUGUGAAGGUAAUUUUGUAAUUUAUACAACUGUAAUGUA